Messenger RNA from Nothobranchius furzeri (turquoise killifish), 5049 nucleotides. NCBI's taxonomy places the organism in Eukaryota, Metazoa, Chordata, Actinopteri, Cyprinodontiformes, Nothobranchiidae. The record is from RefSeq and is a predicted model, not a curated record.
GGGGGCCUUCGCGUCGUCCCUCCUGAGCGUGCACGAUCCGCGUCGGCUUGACCCCAAAAUAACAGAUAAUUACUGAUUUAAAAAAAUUCUCAUUUCAUGAUUGUCCACUUGAAAUGUUUAAUUCUCCAGAUUUGUGAUGUAUUUUUUGCAACUUUGCAUUUCUAAUUGAACAUUUCCCCCUUAUUAAAAAACAGAAACAGGUAUGCCCCAACAUGGACUCUCAGCUGGCCUCAGUCCUGACCAGUGGCAGCUUGCAAGUCCAAAAUGACAGUCAGCGUGGAGGGGCACCAGGGGCAGAGACUGUUUUGGACCCACCCAGCACCAAACCAGGUAACCUCAAGUCCUGCUCCAAAGCAGCAGGGGCCAUCAGGCAAGAUGCUCAAUCAAUCAAUGGGAAAAAGCCAGAGGAGGGCGGGGCUUCAGGGCCAGCCUCCCAGGAAGCAGCUGAGACGGGUGGGCGGAAGCAGCCAAUUACAGCUCAGCCUGGAGUGCCUGUUCUGCACAGGGAGCCAAUAAGAAUCAAAAUUGUUGUUCCUUCAGGAUGCAAGAGGCCAAUCGCAAAGCCUGCCUUCAUCCUGACCAAAGACUGUGCAGCCUCACACGGGAAAGGACCGGUUCUGGUCUCUGCUGGAGCCAGUCGCCCCAUCAGAGGGAAAAAGAGCAGCCAGGUUCCAAAAUCAGCUGCUAAACAUGAAGCAGACAUCAGGAAAGGUUCUUCCCAAUUGGGAAGGACAAGGCAGGAAUCUGAUGGGACAUCAUUCCAGAGGGCGGAGAGCCCAGACCCAUGGGUUUUGAGUGUGGACUGGUCAGGGAAACGUUUUCUAUCUAACACGGAUGCAGGUAAAACGCCCGCAGAAAUGGAAAAAGAGCGGAUUGUACCUCAAGUGAAGUGGUCCACUGAGGUGGGAGUGGAGGAGCAGAUGGAGCCGCUGGAUCUGAGCUUGCCUAAGAGGAGAGUGCACGGCGAGAGAGGCCGCGGGCGGCUUCUGGGCGGUCCCAACAGCGAGAGCCCACUGAUCAUGGAGGUGGAUGAAUACGAGGGAGACGGAGACAGAGACAUGGUAGAGGAGGACAGCGAGGAGAACUCUGGGCUUUACCUCGGUGGCGUGGACACAACUGAAGGAUUUCUUCUGUCUCCCUCCACCUUUAUGUCCCUCCCCCCAGAAGACUGUGACCCUGAAAACCUUCUCCUCAUCGACGACCAGGGGAUCCCGUACAGGCUUAGUCCAGACGGACUCAAGGUACUGCAGGUCGACACCUCCAUGUCAGAGGGUCCUCAGUCCGAUCAGGUCAGCACGGGGGAACAGGAAGUCAGGCUUCCAGCAGCAGGUCAAAGUUCAGACGCUCCGUCUGAUGAACUUCACCUCCCAUCAGCCUCAGCUGGUGAUCCAGCAUCUGAAGACGGGGGUCAGAUCCCGGCUCCAGAGAUCGUCACGUGCUUGAUGACAAACUCUGACUCUGCAGAGGUGAACGUGAAGGCCGCUCAGGAGGAACCCCCUGGGAUGUUCCUCCCUCCUCAGCCCAUUCAGAUCCUCACAAACCCCACAGCCAACGCCCCCCUUCUCUUCCUGACUUCCUCCUCCUCUUCCUCACUUCCGGCUGGCCUCUCGCUCCCUCUCUCCUCCGCUCAGAUGUCACCAGGCGCUUCCACACCCAUGUUUCUCCUCCUCUCCUCUGUAUCCUCCUCACCCGAUGACUCCGCCUCCACCUCCACCCCUAUUGCCGUCCUUGACCCCUCCACCGGCCAGCUGUCCCAGGUUACUGCAGCCUCGGCUCCGGCCUCUCUGGGAUCGCCGCUGCCCCCGCUUUCCAACCCCGUCAUCUCUCGGCUCAUCCUGUCAGGGGUGAGCAGCCUAACCUCCUCUCCGGUACUCACCUCUCUCGCUGUCCCUCUGCAGGACAACCACCUCAGCACAGCUCUGAUUCAGACUCAGAUCAACAACUCAGACUCUAGCCCAGGAACCGAAGCCAUGUCUGCAGAGGAAAGUGAAAACAAGCCAUCAACUUUUGAGACAAGUCCACAGACUCAGUCUGCAGCACACGACCUCUUAGCUCUGCCUGCUUCAGAGGCAGAGGCCCAAUCACCAGCCUCAGAACCUAAACUGGACUCCUCAGAUCUCCCCUCAGAACAUUUACCUCUCGAUGACCACCUUUACUUCUCUAACUUGGCUGCUCCUCCUUCCCCUCCAAUCGGACCCCUCCUUCCCUCGGGGAAACUGGACUCCCUUGAGGCCCUGGACCCCCUGUCUCCUGCGGAGUCUCCUACCAAUAUGGGCUCCCGUCGGGUGCUGUGCUGCCAGCUGUGCCCGCGGAUCUUCUUUUACCUCUCCGACCUCGAGCGUCACGCCAUCACACACUCACAAAAGAAGCCUCAUGUCUGCCAGCAGUGCGGCAAAGCCUUCAAACGCUCCAGCCACCUGCAGCGACACAAGCACAUCCACACCGGCCAGAGGAACUUUGUGUGUCCCAUCUGCGCCAAGCGCUUCAGGGAGGCGGGAGAGCUCCAGCGCCAUCAGAGGGUGCACACUGGAGAGAAACCCUACCAGUGCCAGCUCUGCCACACACGCUUCGCCGAGCGCAACACCCUACGGCGACACAACAAACGAAAACACCCGUAUCACCAGGUAGCCAUGGAGAUGCUGAACGAAAGACGAGACAGAGGAGGAGACGGGGGAGGAGGAGUUCACGAGGAAGAGGAGAGCGCCGAGUGGUACAGCUCUGCUGUGUCGACUCUGAAUAACUCUGAGUCCGAGACAGAAAGUUAAACGGUGCCAAUCAGUGGGGUAGAAACGUUAAUACUCAAACACGGGAGCCACGGAAACAUCUAUUCAGUGUAUUUAUACGAAUGCUUAAUUUCCCUUUAAUGGGCUGAAGGUAGAACCUGACUAAAGAAGCAUUUUAAAGGGAAAGCUCAUGUGUCAAAGCAGCAAUCCGGAGAUUUCCCCAUUUCACAAAUCAUGCAGGAUUCUUUACAAAUCUGUAAACGUGAUGGUCUCACCCUGUCAUGUGAUGCAAUGUAGGCAAUACAUCCGCCCUUGUCCCAUACGGCUUCAAGCCAUUUGAAUUGAGCGCUGCUCAGUUUUAGCCAAUAGACAUCUGCUUACGUACAGAUGUCAAUCACAAAGUGCGUGAGUGUUUGACGGUGUACCUAGGCAGAUGCAGAGCUGGCGACGUUUCUAAUGGACAAGUAAACACUGCUGCCCACACUGGGGGGUAUCAGCAGCAGCGGGACGGUUGUUGGUGGCACGUCGGUUUUUGGUGGACUCGCAAGAUCCCUCUAGACUUCGUCUGUCAAUAAAGCCAAAAGAAGAUAAAGGAGAUCAUGUCCUUGAUGAAAAAACACUGUUGCACUUGUGGAAAGAUACUGGUGAUAAAUGAGCUGUCAGGUCACACAUGUAGACAUAAUCCAGCUCAGUGGCCUGGUAUGAGUGUCUGCCCUGAGACUGGGAGAUCGUGGGUUCAAAUCCAUGGUUGGGUCAUGCUAAAGACUUUAAAAAAGGGAUCCAAUGCCUCCUCGCUUGACACUCAGCAUUAAGGGGCUCGAUUGGGGCGGUUGAACCACCAAAUGGUUCCUGAGAGCGGCUGUGUCUGCAGCUCACCGCUCCCCAGAACAAAAUUCACACACCAGUGUGACAAUUAAUGGGACUUUAACUUUAAUCUACACAGAUAAGACAUUGCAUCACUGCAAAAGACUUUUAUUUUGAAAAUUGCCAGACGUUUUACACUGAUACCGCUUGUGAAUUCCUGUCUAGCUCUAUGUUCAUUACGGGAAUUGGUGCACCCUGAAAGGGGCAAAAAUAGAACCCAAUCCCGUCUUUAGCGGUGCGGCGCAGCGAGCGACUUCCUGAAACGUUCCGUGCCUUGGCUGGUUUGGAUCAACCCCGUAGACCAGGGGUGUCAAACUCAUUUUAGCUCAGGGGCCACAUUGAGGGAAAUCUAGUCCCAAGUGGGCCGGACCGGUAAAUACAAAAAAAACCCACUUCAGAUUCUUUUCUUUGUUUUAAUACAAUCAAUGUAAAACAAGGCUGGAGCCUGAGGACAGUGUAGUACAAGUACAACACCUGAAGUGUACUUGAAAAUAUGAAAAAAAAAAAAUCAACAAAUAAAAAAACAUUCCUUAGUGAUUCAAAGAGCUUACAGAUCACAUGGCUAGAUCAGUUUCAUGCAGCACUUAAAGUAUAUUUGACUCAUUUUACUUAACAUCUUUUAGCUUUCACCAGCACAUCAACAUCAGAAGUCACAUCCUGAGUGGCGGCCAACUUCAGGAUGUGAUUCAAGUUCUUGUGUGAGCCUUGAGCACAUUUGUUUUAUUUAUACUCAUUACAGAGGAAUCUUGCUCACAAAGAUAAGUUUAUUUUCACUUUACAUUGUAAAGUAUGAAAAUAAAGUUUACACAACCAUCUCGCGGGCCGGAUUUAACCCGCUUGCGUGCCGGAUCCGGCCCGCGGGCCUCAUGUUUGACACCCCUGCAUAGACUAUAAUGGAUUCUAUCUAAAGCGGUGACGUUCCGCUGCCAUUCUGCGUUGGUGUAGCCUCCGGUGUGGACCCGGCUUUAAGGAGAGGGGCUUAAUGUGCAAUACACUUUUCCACCUCUAGAUGGCGCCCUCUGAGAAAAGACCCCAGAUUUCUGCUUUAAUACAAACGUCAUCACGCUCCCGUGAAGUUGCGUUGCAAUGCAAUCCGUGAAAAACCCUGAAGUGCUCAGAAGAGGAUAAAGAUUAUUUAGUCUGAACAAAUCUCUGCUGUGGUUGUAAAUACCGAGAUAACUAUUUGUAAAAGUUGCACUUCUGCACUCUUCUUUAAAAGAUGAAACCUUUCCUACCGUCAGAGACACUGUGAGUUGUUUGCACUUGUUUUUUUUUUUGGUUCUGAGCUCUGUUCUGAUAUGGUGAAUUAUGUUAAUCCCGCUGGAUUUUCUGAUUUGAAGUGUUUAGUUCAUAUCCUGUAAGAGUGUGACGAAAUCUUUAUUCUAACAUGAACACUAACAUAUUUAGAUUUUUAAAAUGUGGUUUAUGUUAACUUAUUAAAACAAAGUUUUCACAAGCAUAA